This is a messenger RNA of Protobothrops mucrosquamatus (brown spotted pit viper), 614 nucleotides long. Its product is annotated as ankyrin-1-like. Lineage: Eukaryota; Metazoa; Chordata; Lepidosauria; Squamata; Viperidae. The record is from RefSeq and is a predicted model, not a curated record. The transcript is spliced from 4 exons. Bases 16 to 402 code for a protein of 128 amino acids.
CACCACCCCGGGAUCAUGUGGGGCUUCCUGACCCAGCUGGUCAUCAGUUUAGUCCUGCUGGGCUUCUUUCUGGUCAGCUGCCAGAACCUCUUGCACAUCGCCCAGGGCUCCGUCCAGUUCGUGCUGAAGCACGUCCACCAGGAGCUGGACAAGGAGCUGGGGGAGAGCGACGGGCUGAGCGACGAUGAGGAGGCAGCCUCCACCCGGGUGGUGCGCAGACGUGUCUUCGUCCAGGGUAACGAAAUAUUGGAUAUCCCUGGAGAACAAGUGACCGAAGAGCAAUUCACCGAUGAGCAAGGCAACAUUAUCACCAAGAAGAUUAUUCGGAAAGUGGUCCGGCGACUGGACACCGAAGACGGGCGGCUGCACGAAGAGGGCUUCACCUCAACACCCAUCCACUAAACCUCCACUCUCCUCGUUCCUCUCCACGUGGCCAGGCGAGUGGAGCAACGAGCUUCCAGAGGCUGGGCUGUCUGCGACUCUUUAGGUUAAUGGCAUGAUUUCCGUAAGAGACAUAACUUUACCGUCUUAAUCCGCAUGACCGACCGACUGCCGACGCAUGAGCUACAGUUCUUUCUCCUGACUUCAAGAGGAGAGGGGCCGGGACAAUUCCC